UGCGGAGGACUUUGUGCGUGGUUAUUAUGCGCUGGCAUCGGAAUUACCAUUUCUUUGCGUUCCGGCUCUCAAACUACCGAGUUAUUUGGAUGGAUUGGAAGCUGCUGCGGCUUGGAAGUAGGCCUGUUCAUCGCGACUAAGACUUCCAACGUUUCCGAUCCUGUGCCAGAGUCUGAGCUUCGGCAGAAGACAACUAAAAAUGCAAAAUAUAAAGAUAUAAUAAACUGCAAAAUAUAUAUUUUUGAGACGUUUCCAUGCAUGCAGGUGUAA
Messenger RNA from Soboliphyme baturini, 270 nucleotides. Lineage: Eukaryota; Metazoa; Nematoda; Enoplea; Dioctophymatida; Soboliphymatidae. The record is from the annotation of a GenBank genome assembly.